CCAGCCCCACCUUGCUUUCUCUCCUUCCCAGAACCCAUCAUAACCCAUCAGACCAUUUCCUUUCCUUCCUGCAUGCACACCUCCUCCAUUCUUCGUCAACUCCAUUAACGACCCGAUAACCCAUUUAAAACUCUCUGAUCCGCCGCCCCAGCCCGAAGGACAGAUACAGAGAGAAAUUUGCACUUAUUAGGGAGCUAUGUAUAAGAACCAGCUGCAAGAGCUGGCGCAGAGAAGCUGCUUUAACUUGCCUUCCUACACUUGCAUUAGGGAAGGUCCAGACCACGCUCCCAGGUUCAAGGCUUCCGUUAACUUUAACGGCGAGACGUUCGAAAGUCCCCAUUACCACUCUACUCUCCGUCAAGCCGAGCACGCCGCUGCUGAGGUCGCCCUCAAUUCUCUCGCCACUCGUGCUCCUUCUCAUUCCCUCGCUGCUAGAAUCAUUGAUGAGACGGGUGUCUACAAAAACCUCCUACAGGAGAUUUCACAAAGAGUUGGAUCGCCUUUACCCCAGUAUACAACUUUCAGGUCAGGUCUGGGGCACCUACCAGUCUUUACAGGAAUAGUGGAACUGGCUGGAAUAAUGUUUACGGGAGAACCUGCUAAGAACAAAAAACAAGCUGAGAAGAAUGCUGCCCUGGCAGCUUGGUCAUCACUGAAGCAACUGGCACAAGAAGAUUCUAGUUCAUCAUCAGAGCCAGAGAAUAAUGAUGAACAGGAGCAAAUCAGAAUAGCUAGAGCCCUACUUAACUACAGGUUGAAGGAGAAGAUUCAUAUGUCUAACAGUAGCAGAACCUCUGUUCCCUUUCAGAAGAAAUCUUUUAUUCCACCCCCUCGGCCAUCAAGUCCGCAGCGUCCUCCCACGGCCGCAUCUAAAAUCCUCCCCUUGUUUUGCCAAAAUAGUGUUUCUCAGAAUAAACAAGCAGUAGCAAAUGACAGCCCUGUUCCAUUAUCACAGUCUCUUUCAUCAGAGGCGCGUUCAGUUCACUGCCACAAGCUUCCUACCAUGGAGAGGGCAACUUAUGUUCCUAUUACACAGUACAGGACACCUUACAAAGGGAUUGCUCCUCCUGUUACAAUCAGAACAGCAGUACCAGUUUACUCUGCACCACCCCUUCCAGCACCAUCUGCAAGUCACCCUCGAGCAAUGCAGCCUCGACCUGUGCGAAUGGCUCCCCCAGUUCGUAUCAGGCAAGCUAUUCCUGUAUUUGCUGCUCCAUCAGCAACUCCAAAGAGAGAAUUACCAAGUAGUAUAGCUUAUAGCUUGUUAGAAAAAUCACCACCUUAUGCUGAAGAAUCAGGAAGUGAGCCAAGCAUUGACAUAAAUGAAUCUACAGUUUUGAAGUGCUUGGAACAUCUGGAAAUUUGAUGGUAACUGGAGAGAUACGAAUGUACUACUUAUGUUUUGUGUAUGAGUUUACUCUGCAUUUCCGUCUCUUGCUGCUUUUUGAUACGAGUGCCCCGUGUUCUUCAUUUACCAUAGUUUACUUUCAGCUUCUGCCUGUCAAUUUAGUACCAAUGUUACCGAACGCUCCCAGUUGCGGGGAUGAUGCAAGAGGGUCACUGCUUCUAAGAUUAAAAAUAUCGUCUUUGAUGCUUC
This is a messenger RNA of Coffea eugenioides, 1597 nucleotides long. RefSeq names its product double-stranded RNA-binding protein 2. Bases 197 to 1366 code for a protein of 389 amino acids. The transcript is spliced from 3 exons. The record is from RefSeq and is a predicted model, not a curated record. Lineage: Eukaryota; Viridiplantae; Streptophyta; Magnoliopsida; Gentianales; Rubiaceae. Gene Ontology annotation, molecular function: double-stranded RNA binding.